AUGGCGGAGCACAAGCCCUACAUGGUUAUCUUCAAGGACGGCACGCCGCAGAGUGCGAUCGACGAGCACAAGUCCAAGGUGCAGCAGGCGGGCGGCACCGUCAAGCAGACGUUUGACUCGAGCAUCAUGCGCGGCUUCGCUGCCACGCUGCCCGACAGCUUUGCGCAGGAACUCACCACGGCCAGCGUCGGCGGCAAGCACGAGCACAUCGAGUACGUCGAGCCCGACAGCGAGGUCAAGACGCUCUAA
Moesziomyces aphidis is the source of this 249-nucleotide messenger RNA. NCBI's taxonomy places the organism in Eukaryota, Fungi, Basidiomycota, Ustilaginomycetes, Ustilaginales, Ustilaginaceae. The record is from the annotation of a GenBank genome assembly.